Pleurotus ostreatus (oyster mushroom) is the source of this 429-nucleotide messenger RNA. RefSeq lists its product as uncharacterized. Lineage: Eukaryota; Fungi; Basidiomycota; Agaricomycetes; Agaricales; Pleurotaceae. The transcript is spliced from 5 exons. The coding region runs from base 1 to 429 and encodes 142 amino acids. The record is from RefSeq and is a predicted model, not a curated record.
AUGGCAUCCCAUCAUACGAUGCAGCAACUCAAAUUCAUCAUUCCCGGAGCGGCGGGGGCUUACUUCCUCGGGAUUGUGCAUGAACUCAGGAUACUGCUCGACGAGCCGAGCGGUUGGGCACGGACGACGGCGCUCACGACAAUAGGCCUCGGAUUCACGACUGUCUUGCUCUUUGUGUAUAUUCUGAUGCUCCCUUUGAUAAGGGGUGUCAUGCCCGACUAUCGGUCAUGGCGGCAGUCUGGUGUAUUAUCGAAAGUAAUACCGGUCCUCACGACAUCGAUUGUCCUGGGUUGGCUAUUGCUUGUAUACACUUUUGGAUACUAUACGAGUCUCGGAUAUUUCAAGGGCGUGAUUGGAGCUUCGUGUCUAUACGCACUGGUGUUCGGUUUUCUUGGGCUCAUCCCAGCUCCAAAAGUCCAUAGGAAUUAG